UAAUCAAUAUUAAGAAGCCAAAACCCUGAAAUCUGGAAAAUCAAUCAUUGAAUAUGAAGAAUGGUUAUGAACAACAUCAAGAAUCCACCAACAAGAAGCUCAAGUCAAACUUGGCAUUACCAAUUUGUGAGAACAAGAAGACCAGAGACUUACCCAAUUUAUCAGAAUGCCAAACUUGUGGUUUUCGAACCGAUGCUUGUUCCGGUAAGAACAGAAUUCAAAUUUUAUACAGUGAAUGGCGAAUUGUUCUUCUUUGCAAUAGAUGUCUUUCUCGCGUUGAAUCCUCCCUAAUUUGCUCUUAUUGCUUUAAUGAAACUACAAAUGAUUCGUUUUCUUGUUCUCAAUGUAAGCGUUGUGUUCAUAGAACUUGCUUUUUAAAGUACAGAACUGUUUCUCCUUGGUCGUAUUCUUCUUCUUCUUCCAUGGACUUUUCAGUUUGUGUUGACUGUUGGGUCCCUGAAUCAAUGAUAAAAAGGAGAGGGUUUUUUAUUGGUAGGAACUAUAGUAGCCAUUCUAAGGUUUUCAAUGACGCCCAAUCUUUGAAGGACCCCAAUUUUGCUUUGGAGAGGACAGUUGUGUUGGCCUUGAUGGCUCCACCGAUGGCGGCAAAGAAGCUGAUGGAGGUGGCAAAGAUGCCAAUGGAGAUGGAAAGUAAUGCAUUGAAUUUGGAGGUAAAGAGGGAGGGCGAUGAUUGUAAUGAUAAGAAGGUUGUUGAUGAUGCUGAGUUGGCGUUUAAGCUGCACCGGGCAAUGAAUAGCUCGCGGAGGAUUUCAAAGAAUUUAUGUGCUGUGAAAUCGAGUUCUUCCAGUGUUCCCAAGAUACAGGAGUUUAAUGAUAAUUUGGUUCUUAGAUGCUCAGAUUCAGGGAAUCCUAGUGUUUCUUGUGAGAUUGAGGUUUGUGCUAAUAAGAAGAUGAAUGAGAAUCUGGAUAGAAAUGUUUUAGAUCCUUUGCUAUGUGUUAAAGAUGAGGAUAUAGGAGUGCAACUGAAGGAGGGAGAGGGGAGCUGUUCAAACAAAUUGGUAAAGUCAAGUGGAGAUGAAAAUAGUACAAACUUUGAGUCUAGAUCUUGUCAUAAUAAUCAAUAUGAAUCUACUGAAUGCAAGGUUGAAACAUGUGAUGGAAAGCCUGAUCGCUAUUUGUUGAAGUAUAGAAAGAGGAAUCCAAGCUCCAAACGAGUUCCAAAUGGUAGACCUAAGAUUCUGUAUGAAAGAAUUCCCAAUCAAAAUCAGCCUCCAGAUGCUGGAUUAUCUUUAAAUUGUUCAAGGGAAUCGAGAACAUUCUCAAAUGGUUCAUUUCAGUCAUGUGCUUUUCCUCUACAAGCAUCUACCUGUGCAAGUGGUUUGUCUCCAGAUCAGUCUUAGAGGGAACAGAUUAUAAUUAUCAUUUCACGGAAGAUCUUGGAAAUUAUCUCGCAAAGGCAUUCUUUAGUUUCCUUAAACUUGAAGCUUCUGGUGAGUUCUGAGGAAGUAUUCAAGUUUUUGGAGGAUUGGCGACUGGGGAGAUAUAUUAGUGUAUAUACUCUUCUCUUUAUAUGCUUAGAAAGUCCCACUUUAUUUUUCUUAAAAGCAGCUUGGAUUCUUCCCCCUAUUCUAGAGGUUUGAAUUUUAGAAUACUUUAGGAAUUUGAAUGUCGAGGAAGCGGCUAAAUUUCUGUACUCUUGGUUGGAUUAGAGUGUGUUUUCUUAUAAAUCGUAUUUUAAUUGGUGGCUGAUAAUUCAUCCUAUCCCUUAUUCUUCAAGCAAGAAUGAUUUGAAAAGCCAAAGUUCCAAACAGGAUUUAAAUAUUAUCAUGGGUAGCUUUGGGUAGAAUAGCACAUAACAUUGUCCAAAAAAGGUGGACUAAGGUCCUUGUAUUCACUGGUGUGGUAUGUGUACAAUUGAAGGGGAGAUCAUCAAUCAUCUUCGUCUUGACUAUUCCAUAGUCUUUAAGUUGUGGCUUCGUAUCUUUAAGGCCGCAAUGCUGAUGUGGGUCAUUUUUGGAGUCUCUUAUCUUUAGCCUAGUGUUGUUGCUUUGGUCAUUGGCAUUUUCUGAGGGGGAUUAUGUUGACUGAUUUUUAAGUUUUAGAAAGUGAAGUUUGUUAUAAGUGGGAGUGGGCAACUAUUUUUAUUCAAAGUUGUGGUUUGCGAUGGGCGCUUUCCUUGAUUCAGUUACAGACAGUGAAGCAUGUCUGUUGCUGUUUACAGCAGAAAAUCGAAAGGUGUGGUUCUUUUAUAUUUAGGUUUAAAACACAGUUACAUGAGUGUCAUUAUUAUUAUUUUUAAGGUUUACAAUUUGUUUUUA
Molecule: messenger RNA, 2279 nt
Organism: Pistacia vera
Lineage: Eukaryota; Viridiplantae; Streptophyta; Magnoliopsida; Sapindales; Anacardiaceae
Exons: 2
Coding region: 54-1361 (435 amino acids)
Source: RefSeq, a predicted model, not a curated record